UUGAUGAUGAGUACUCGUAAAGACCGCUUUUUUGUUGUUUCCCACACGCCAAAAACAACGUUCAACGCUUGGCACUUUGCCGUCCCCGAGCUGCCAUCAGUCUCCAAGAGCUUCUUGUUCCAGCAUCUGUCGCUUGGCCUCUGUGUACAGUUGUUCUGUUGCCUGCAUCUGUCACUAGCUUGGAACUGUCAAAACCACCUAUCGCAAAAUUACUCCUAGACCUGUCCUUCAGGCCCAUCAGAGCCCCAUUUCCAGGCAGAUAAACUGACCGAGAGCAUCUGGCUCUGGCCUGCGGUGAAGGGAGAAUGUUCCGACAACAUCAGCAGGGUUCUCGCCGAGCUGCGUCGCAAAAGGCACGCCCCAUGCUGCAAGCCACCACUUUCAGCGACCUUCCUGAAGAGCUUCUUGAAGCUAUAUUUUCGUUUGUGUAUGACCCAUCCCGGCUGAUAAAAGUAAACAGCACGCUACGGACGGUGGGAAGAAAAUGCUGGGUGCGAUGUAGCUGGUUGGUUAGAAAGUAUGGAAAGCUCAACGCUUUCCAAGGCGCCUUAAGAUGGACAAAAUUACUGGACCCAGACACUUUUGAAUUACUGCUCAAGAUUGUUCCACCAGUUCCAAGAUACAUCAUUCAACGAGGCGUCACUCGGUUCCAGCAUAUCAACAAACUUAGCCUGCUCAUUCCACUGCUUCAAUACGGCGAAAUGCUAUAUGGAGAUUUGUCCCUGGCGAAGAACGAUGGGCAAUAUUUUAAAGAGAUUAUUCCCUGGACUGUCCACGCCCACUCGAAUUCGUUGAUGACGGCAGCCAGGAUGGAGGCGUUGGAAGUUCUCGUUAAGAAAUAUCGCUUUGAUGUGAAUUUCUGCAAAUGGAGCAUGGUAACCGGGUUACCUUUGUUGAAAACAAAUGAAGGAUUUCGUACCUUUUUGACGGCUGUUAGUUCUGGAAAUAAGGCUCUUGUCAAAGUACUCCUUCGCUACAACAUUGCUACACAUAUCGAGCGCUUUCCCAGCGGAAGUCCCGCAACAGAGAGGGCAUACGAUAUGACCAUGUUUCCGCUCUUUGAAGCAACGGCACAAUGGGAAGAAUCAUUUUUCCCAAAUGAAACUCGCAUGUAUAUGACAAAAACGGUGGAGGCCUUGAUUCUAGCAACCAAGCAAAGGCAAGAAGAAGUCAUGGAAUUAUUACUGGAGCACGAUCUGGAGCGGUGGAAUACAGCUCAGGGGUUUGAAGUACUCAAGGCCACACUUCAAUUAGCGGUGGACGAGAACUACGUCGCCGGUGUUGACAUGCUUACUCGAUAUAUGGGCAACUACCAGCAGCCUACCAAGUCACCUGCCGCUCUGCGACGAGCCCUCAUAGCUGCAUGCGUGGAGAAUGACCUUAAAGCUGUUAAAACAUUGCUGAAAGAAGGUGCUCGGUUUGACAUUGCUGCGGAGGAAUCAGGCGGUCAUGCUGGAGUGGAUCCGUUGAAACACCUUAUUGCAACCGAGAAAGAGGCAAUAUUUCAGUACCUUAUCCGAACAAUGGACUUUACAGAAGAAAAGUUGGCCGAACUACUUGUCUAUGCUAUUGAUCAGCAAUCCUUUCAUAUCGCCCGAUAUCUCCUUACUAACCGUCGCCAACGUCCAGUGAUUACGGACAAAACCAUCCGUCGUUGCAUCGUACACUCGGGUACUACUCUUAUCCAACCGAUCCUCAAAGUCCUCUUAGCCCAGUCUCCAGACAAGCUUGUCCCAAACUUUAGCGCAGCAUUACGUUUGGCCGAAAAGCGAUAUCAAGAACAACGCGAUGGCGACACAUUUGUGCGGGAAUUAGUAAGAUACAGAGACAAGGUUAUGGAGAAAGCAGCGGCGAAGAAAGCGAAGGGAAAAGCAAAAGCGAAGGCAAGAGGUCCGAAGAGAGCAGACUACGUCAGUGCACUUUCGAAUAUGGGAAUAGGGGCGUCUUCGUCAGAGGCGAUCGCGAAACCAAAAGGACGAUCCACAGCCACAUCCAGAAGAGCCAGUGGUGCUCCGGAGCCAUAGCUGAGCAGCUUUAUGACCAACUUCUUUUCUUUGCGUUUGGCCUUGCAUGCAAAGGUCGCACACUACUAUCUAUUAUUAGUUCCUGAUGUCGCCGCUUUAUCACUGUAUUUGUUAGACGUCCUUGAUUCAUUUACAUACGUUAUUUGCUAAAAUGUAGAUAUCCCAUGCUUUGUGUCAGUU
This is a messenger RNA of Spizellomyces punctatus DAOM BR117, 2204 nucleotides long. RefSeq lists its product as uncharacterized. The record is from RefSeq and is a predicted model, not a curated record. NCBI's taxonomy places the organism in Eukaryota, Fungi, Chytridiomycota, Chytridiomycetes, Spizellomycetales, Spizellomycetaceae. The transcript is spliced from 7 exons. Bases 306 to 2024 code for a protein of 572 amino acids.